GGUUCUGGAAAAUCCUGUGGCCUCUGUGGGGGCAGGAGAGGGGCCAGCAGGGCUCAGGGCUGCGUCUGGUCCGGGGGCUCUGAGCCAGUUUCCUAAACAACAGCUGGGCAUAUCCCAUAGCCAUUCCCAAAAAACAACAUAUUUGACAAAAAACGGACGCACCGACAAUCCCCAGACGUGGCCCCUGCUUGCUGUGGCUUUUCCAAGUCACGACUGAGACGUGCAGAAACCACAAGGCCGUGGGCGAGCGAACGAGGGUCCCGGAGCCAACACCUCGUCCCCUGGGAGCCACCGAAGGCAGGAGAAGUGGGCGGCACGUGAGGACCUCAGGGCACAGCCACGAGCUCCGCUCCGCCUCUGGGAACCCCAAACCCUCGGAGGAUGGGCCUCUCCGAUCCCACUUCACAGUCGGGGAAACUGAGGCUCGAUGAAUGGGGAGCCUGAGGGUGAAAUGUAGUAGAAGCACCUGAGAGAAAGCGACUGGGGGAGAAAUGGAAUAUUUUAUAAAACAAUCGAUUUAGCACAAGACGUUGUCCUCCAUCUCCGUGGUCUGCGUCCAGCCAGGAUCGGACCCUGCUGUGUGUCUCGGGCCACGGAACGGCCACGUCGGAUCAUUGUGCCGUCCGGGAAAACGCGCACGUGUGGAUUGUGUGUCAUCGUGACGCCUAAAAAUCCCCUCACGCUCUGCGCAAGGAGCCGGCCCAUCUGAAAACGUGUGGAGAACCGGCCACGGAGCACGCACCACGUUGGUCAAAGCCCAUGUCUGAGGGAGCCGACGUCCAGGUCUCACAUUGCCCAGGCACACCUGGCGCGUUGGACCCUCGUGAGACGCCGCAAGGGGAGUCUUUCCAUGCGCCCCAUUUGCAGAUGAGGAAACCGAGGCUCGACCACAUGCGGAGCCACGGCCCGGCCCGCAGCCAUCACGUCCCCUCCGUGGAGACAGGAUGGGGCGGGAGGGCUGGCGUCUUGGCCCGGGGAGGCCUGGCCGCCUGCAGGACGGGUCGGCUUGUCCGCCGACGCCCCCUCUCCUGUCGCCUCCAGGAGCUGCAGAAGCUGGGCCUAGGGGACGGCGUGGAGCUGCACGUCUACGAGAUCCCCGUGGAGUACGAGACGGUGCGCACGCUGGUCCCAGCCCUGUGGGAGCGGCACAGCCCCCAGCUGGUGGUGCACGUGGGGGUGUCGGGCAUGGCGACCACAGUCACACUGGAGAAGUGCGGGCACAACAAGGGCUACCAGGGGCUGGACAACUGCCGCUUCUGCCCCGGCUCGCAGUGCUGCGUGGAGGACGGGCCUGAGAGCCUCGACUCGGUCAUCGACAUGGACGCCGUGUGCCAGCGCGUCGCCGCACUGGGCCUGGACGUCUCCGUGAGCAUCUCGCAGGACGCGGGCAGGUACCUGUGUGACUUCGCCUACUACACCUCUCUGUACCGGAGCCGCGGCCGCUCGGCCUUCGUGCACGUGCCCCCGCUGGGCAAGCCGUACAGCGCCGAGCAGCUGGGCCGGGCGCUGAGGGUCAUCAUCGAGCUGAUGCUGGAGUUCCUGGAGCCGUCGGAGGAGGCCACGGCCAACGGGCGCCACGGACGCUGAGGCCUCAUCCGGGAGGGACGAGCCGGCAGCCGGUGACGCAAGUGGAGCCCGUGUUCCCGAGCCACACACCCGUCUUCUCUUCUCUCCGGGAAAGCUCUGGCUUUCUGUCCCAAAGCAGGAAGCGGCUUGGCAUUUUUUGCACCCGGGGACGUGGGCUGCGGUGGCCGAGGGGGUGCCCGCUCUCCCGGCUUUCCCAGUUCUGCAGGCAAAAGGGAUUCUGGGGUCCCCAGCGUCCAUGACGGGGUUUUCUCGAGUCUAAAAGCCUCACGAAGAAUCCCUGCCUGUCCCCGUGACCCCAAAAGGACCACCUUGGGACCUGGAGGGCUUUGUUAUGUUUUCUUUCUUUCUUUCUUAUUCCCUUUUUAAGAGCAGUUGUGCCAGUUUAGAGCACAGAGUACUUUAUAUUCCCUUUGGUGAAAACAUCCGCUGUAGCCACAAGUGUCCUUUCUGUCCCCUGUGACCUGUUCUGGGGACUGGACUCAAGGCCCCUCGUUUUUGUGCAAGGGCUGGUGUGGGGUCUCCCCAUUUGGAGGGGCCACAAGGGGUCCCCAGGACUCAGGAGCCCAUUUCUCUCUCACUCCUGGCGGCUUUGAACCCACCAGCUGGGGAGAGGGGGGCCUCUCGGGGUGCAGAAAAUCCAGCCCAGCCCUGACGCCCAGCGGAGAUGGGCAGCAGCUGCACGGAGCCAGGGAAGCAAGACGUGCAUUUUGGAAACAUUUUUCUGUUCUUUUGGAGAGAGUGUGGUUUUACCAGUUUCCAUGAAGCGAAAAUCAUGCUGGAAUCCGACUCUGAGUGAGUCGCGUUGCCUUUCCCAGUGCCCUGUCCUUGGAAAACAGCUGAGAGCUUUUCGUGUUCCGUUUUCUUGAAGUUUCCCUUCCUUUCCCAGCCUCCCCUGACUGCUGAGCCGCUGGGGAGGGGGUGCAGGGGGUGAUGCGGGGUCAGGGCCGCCUGGUGGCCAUGGGCCGCGGCUGGCAGGACGACCGGAUUCGAACUCAGCUCCUGGUGCAUCCAUGGCACCUGCUCGGCCAAGUUCUUCCGAGCAGAAGUUGGGCUGUUUUGAGUUGGGGGGCUCGGGGCCCAGGGUUCCCCAGGGUCUCGUUUGGGGCAGUUUUCAGGCUCCGUCUUGGGCUGCUCCCCAAGUCGCACUCAGGGAGAAAGCAGACCGGGCUCGGGGAGGGGAUGGGGUGAGCUAAGCCCACCCUUAGGAAGGUGCCUCCGGGGCCCAGCGCCCCCGACCCCACGUUCUCACCUUCCAUCAUCCCCGUCUCGUCUGCCGUCCGAGUCUGCAGCCCCGAGUGAUUUAGCUGCUUGGAGAGAUGGCGAAUCGUCUGGUGAUUUUCGAGUGCAUGUGAGUCAUCUUUGUGUCCCUGCCACACUGCUACCUUCCUUCAUCGUGCUGAGCCGGAAUCUCGUCCUCGUCGGUUACGUGGAACAUUCUGUCCCGUUUGGAUUGAGUCGGGGUCCAUUAAACAUUUCACUCGUCCCCUG
Molecule: messenger RNA, 3075 nt
Organism: Choloepus didactylus (southern two-toed sloth)
Lineage: Eukaryota; Metazoa; Chordata; Mammalia; Pilosa; Megalonychidae
Gene: PGPEP1
Product: pyroglutamyl-peptidase I
Exons: 3
Coding region: 760-1587 (275 amino acids)
Biological process (GO): proteolysis
Cellular component (GO): cytosol
Molecular function (GO): pyroglutamyl-peptidase activity
Source: RefSeq, a predicted model, not a curated record